This is a messenger RNA of Drosophila serrata, 1768 nucleotides long. It is a transcript of the gene Elp3, whose product is annotated as elongator complex protein 3. Gene Ontology annotation, cellular component: cytoplasm; elongator holoenzyme complex; nucleus. Lineage: Eukaryota; Metazoa; Arthropoda; Insecta; Diptera; Drosophilidae. Gene Ontology annotation, molecular function: acyltransferase activity, transferring groups other than amino-acyl groups; iron-sulfur cluster binding. The record is from RefSeq and is a predicted model, not a curated record. Gene Ontology annotation, biological process: tRNA wobble base 5-methoxycarbonylmethyl-2-thiouridinylation.
ACAAUCGGUCGAUAACCAAAACAAAACAUCUGCGGGGCCGCGUCACACGUGCAAUUUAUGCGACUUUUUUGCAAAAUAUGAAGCCAAAGAAGAAGCUGGGAGUCGGACUUAGCCGGGAGGAGCGCCAGGUGCUGGUCAUCGGUGAAAUAAUUCAGGAGCUGCUUCAGGCGCACGAAGCUAAGAAGGAUGUUAACCUGAACAGGAUGAAGUCGCUGGUCUCCUCCAAAUACGGACUCGACAGCUCGCCCCGCUUGGUGGACAUUAUCGCAGCCGUGCCGCAGGACGCCAAAAAGAUCCUGCUCCCCAAACUGCGGGCCAAGCCCAUUCGCACAGCAAGUGGCAUUGCCGUGGUGGCUGUCAUGUGCAAGCCGCAUCGCUGUCCGCACAUUAACAUGACGGGUAACAUCUGCGUCUACUGUCCUGGCGGACCAGAUAGCGACUUUGAGUACUCGACGCAAUCGUACACGGGCUAUGAGCCCACGUCGAUGCGGGCAAUCCGGGCGCGAUACGAUCCCUUUCUGCAAACCCGGCACCGUGUCGAGCAGCUGAAACAACUGGGCCAUAGUGUGGACAAGGUGGAGUUCAUUGUAAUGGGCGGCACGUUCAUGUGUUUGGCAGAAGAGUACCGCGACUACUUUAUCCGCAAUCUGCACGACGCCCUUUCCGGUCACAGUAGCGCCAACGUGGCGGAGGCAGUUCGUUACUCCGAGAAGUCACGAACCAAAUGCAUUGGCAUCACGAUCGAGACCCGGCCCGAUUACUGUCUCAAGCGGCAUAUCUCGGAUAUGCUCAACUAUGGAUGCACACGCUUGGAGAUUGGAGUUCAGUCCGUUUACGAGGACGUGGCGAGGGAUACGAAUCGAGGUCACACCGUCCGGGCAGUGUGUGAGAGUUUUCAGCUGGGCAAGGAUGCCGGAUACAAGAUCGUGGCACACAUGAUGCCCGAUCUGCCGAACGUUGACUUUGAGCGCGAUAUCGAGCAGUUCAUUGAAUACUUUGAGAAUCCCGCCUUCCGAUCUGACGGCCUGAAGAUCUACCCUACACUGGUCAUCCGCGGCACCGGGCUGUAUGAGCUGUGGAAGACGGGGCGCUACAAGUCCUAUCCGCCAUCAAUGCUAGUUGAUCUGGUGGCCAAGAUCCUGGCACUCGUUCCACCCUGGACUCGCGUCUACCGCGUACAGCGUGACAUUCCUAUGCCGCUGGUUAGUUCUGGUGUAGAGCACGGAAAUCUUCGCGAACUGGCGCUGGCCCGCAUGAAGGACCUGGGCACGACGUGUCGUGACGUGAGGACGCGUGAAGUAGGAAUCCAAGAGAUUCACAACAAGGUACGUCCGUAUGAAAUUGAAUUAAUACGGCGCGACUACGUAGCCAACGGCGGGUGGGAAACGUUUCUCUCAUAUGAAGAUCCCGAGCAAGACAUUUUGGUCGGUCUGCUCAGACUGCGUAAGUGCUCACCGGACACUUUCCGGCCCGAACUAAAAGGUGCAUGCUCCAUUGUUCGCGAACUGCACGUAUAUGGGUCGGUGGUGCCAGUUAAUGCUCGGGAUCCCACAAAGUUCCAGCACCAGGGCUUCGGAAUGCUGCUAAUGGAGGAGGCAGAACGAAUUUCUCGCGAGGAGCACGGUAGCACAAAAUUGGCGGUUAUAUCGGGAGUGGGCACAAGGAACUAUUACCGCAAGCUGGGCUAUGAGCUGGAUGGGCCAUACAUGUCCAAGAGCAUAGCUUAAUAUGGAAAUACUUUGAUAAUAGCCGGCCUUAAAUAAAUAAA